Austrofundulus limnaeus is the source of this 6529-nucleotide messenger RNA. It is a transcript of the gene pde5ab, whose product is annotated as phosphodiesterase 5A, cGMP-specific, b. The record is from RefSeq and is a predicted model, not a curated record. Gene Ontology annotation, biological process: signal transduction. Gene Ontology annotation, molecular function: 3',5'-cyclic-nucleotide phosphodiesterase activity; protein binding. Lineage: Eukaryota; Metazoa; Chordata; Actinopteri; Cyprinodontiformes; Rivulidae.
GGAGAUGGUGAAUGCCUGGUUUGCUGAGCGCAUUCAUACCAUCCAGCCUUCUGUUCUCAAAGAAAAUUCUUCACAGCAGCAGCUCUCUACAGAUCUUGGCCCCUCACCUGCCUCCACCAUCCUCCCGCCUGCCCUCAGCCUCCUGGAGAACCGCUCACCCUCACCUGCCACAGUCUCCAGCCCAGCUCCUGGCACCCCAACUCGCAAAAUCUCAGCUUCAGAGUUUGACCGUCCUCUGAGACCCAUCGUGGUCAAAGACUCAGAAGGUUCCCUGACUUUUCUAAGUGACACGGAGCGUGAAACAGUCCAUCUUCAAGGCUCAGUCAUGGGUGAGUGUGGUAUAAGUGAUGGUGGAGGUAAUGAAAGUGGAUGUGGCAGCGGGGGGGACUGCUGCACCAGGCUGCUGGAGCUGGUAAAGGAAGUGUCGAGUCAUCUGGAUGUGACUGCUCUCUGCCAUAAGAUCUUCCUUCACAUCAAUGAGCUCAUCGCUGCAGAUCGCUACUCCCUUUUUCUGGUGGGUGAAGACAGCUCCAACAGGAAGUUUUUGAUCAGCCGACUGUUUGACGUUGCCGAGGGUUCCACGUUGGAGGAAUCAUCCAGCAGCUGCAUCCGACUGGAGUGGAACAAAGGCAUUGUGGGACAUGUAGCUGCCACAGGACAACUGCUCAACAUCAAGAACGCGUACGAGGAUCCCAGGUUCAAUGCAGAAGUGGACCAGAUCACCGGUUACAAAACCCAGAGRAUCCUUUGUCUGCCCAUCAAGAACCACAGAGGAGAGGUUGUUGGAGUGGCUCAGGCUAUCAACAAGAAAUGUGGAGAGGACAGUGCCUUCACAGAGCAGGAUGAAAAGGACUUUUCAGCCUAUUUGGCUUUUUCAGGCAUCGUCCUGCACAACGCACAGCUGUACGAGACGUCACAGCUGGAGAACAGACGCAAUCAGGUACUGUUAGACCUGGCCAGUCUGAUCUUUGAGGAGCAGCAGUGUCUGGAGGUUUUACUGCGGAGGAUCGCAGGAACUAUCCUCUCCUUCAUGCAGGCCCAGGCUUGCACUGUCUUCAUUGCUGAUGAUGACUCAAUGAACUCCUUCUCCAGUGUCUUUCACAUGGAAUACGAGGAGCUGACUGAAGUCCUUGAUGCCCCUAAAAGGGACUGUGACGGCAGUCAGAUUAAUUACCUGUACGCUCAGUAUGUCAGAAACACCAUGUUGCCUCUCAACAUCGCUGACGUCACCAAGGACCAGCGCUUCCCCUGGACAGGUGAAAACUCCAACCACAGCAGGGAUCAGAUAAAAAGUUUACUCUGCACUCCCAUCAGGAAUGGAAAAAAGGACAAAGUCAUAGGUGUUUGCCAGUUGGUGAAUAAAUUGGAUGAAGCAUGCAACAACAUUAAGGCCUUUAACAGAAAUGACGAGCAGUUCCUGGAAGCGUUUGCUAUCUUCUGUGGCCUCGGCAUUCAGAACACACAGAUGUAUGAAACGGUGGAGAGAGCCAUGGCCAAGCAGGAGGUCACACUAGAGGUCUUGUCAUAUCACGCCACUGCCACAGAGGAAGAGUCCCGGAAAAUCCAGGUAACAGCGGUUGCCACGGUUCCAUCGGCCCAGUCAUUGCGUCUGCUGGACUUUAGCUUCAGUGACUUCGAGCUGUCCGACGCUGAAACCACACUCGCUACCAUCCGCAUGUUUGUUGACCUUGACCUGAUCCAGAACUUCCAGAUGAAGUACACAAGUUUGUGUCAGUGGGUUCUGAGUGUGAAGAAAAACUACAGAAAGAACGUGGCCUAUCACAACUGGAGACAUGCYUUCAACACGGCACAGUGCAUGUUUGCUCUCCUCAAGUCCGGACGCUUUCAGAACAACAUGAAUGAUUUAGAGAUCUUGGCUCUGAUGAUUGCCACUCUCUGCCAUGACCUGGACCACCGAGGAGUCAACAACUCCUACAUCCAGAGGAGUGAUCAUCCUCUGGCCCAGCUCUACUGCCACUCCACCAUGGAGCAUCACCACUUUGAUCAGUGCCUCAUGAUUCUCAACAGCCCUGGAAACCAGAUCCUAAGUGGUCUCUCUCUGGACGAGUACAAGAUCACUCUGAAGAUGAUUGAAAGGGCGAUCCUGGCUACUGACCUCGCCCUGUACAUGAAGAGGAGAGAAGAAUUCUUUGAGCUCACCAAGAACAACCAGUUUGUUUGGGAGGAUGAACAUCACAGAGAAUUACUGAGGUCAAUGCUGAUGACUGCAUGUGACAUCUCAGCCAUCACUAAGCCGUGGCCGGUGCAGAAAAGGAUUGCAGAGCUGGUGGCCACAGAGUUUUUUGAACAGGGAGACAAAGAAAGGCGGGAACUGAAUAUUGAGCCAAUCGAUUUGAUGAAUCGUGAGAAAAGAGAUAAGAUACCCAGCAUGCAGGUGUCCUUCAUUGAUGCCAUUUGCAUUCAGUUGUAUGAGACUUUGGCUAGCAUGUCGGAGUACUGUUCCCCGCUGCUGGAGGGCUGUCAGAAGAACCGGCAGCACUGGAAGCAUUUGGCUGAAGACUUAGAGAAGGGUCUGGUCAAUGGACUGGUGUGACACCCCUCACCCCCCAAAUCUACUUCUAACAGACGUAAACUCACAGGAUUCUUCUGGCCUCGCUAAUUUUCAUGACUUUAGCCCAAUGUUUUACAUGACAUGCUGUGUGCACUGAAACAAACCUGUAAAGUCGUUUUCCUGUCCUAAAAAAUACGGAAGCUUGUUGAGGAAUGAAGGGUUUGUCUGUCUGUGGGAAUCCAUGCUAUAAAUGUUAACUUAUGGUUAUUUAUCUUCGGUCUGACCUCAGAUCUGAGAAUCUCACAGCCAACCMGUGUACCCGUUGGCAGUCAGAAACAAAACAGGGUUUGUUAGUUGUUGUGCUCAGGAACUAAGCCCUGCAGCAACAUGUUCACUGAAAGAAGUUUUAGUGCCGUGACUGAUUUGGUACAAACUGAUAGAAGCAGAACAAGAAAGCUGCCUGUGUGCACGAGGCAGCCAUGUUGGAUUUUGAGGUUGGAAUUGGCAAGAAACAUUCAACAUUUUCAAUCUAAAUUCUGACUUCAGGGACCAUUCCAGAUGAUUUUUCAUCAAUUUAACCUCUUGAUUAUAAGCAUGUUUACAGUGCUAACACUGAGUGGACUGAUUUCUAUGUUCAGUCCUUCAGACAAAAUACAAUAAUAGAAAUGUUAAGUUAUAGAAAAAUUCAAUCGAUAACCAAAGGACAAUUGUACAAACCUUCAGAUUCAUCUUGUAGCAUCCAUAUUACAYUGGUUCUCAAACUGGUCAUAAACACCACAGCAGCAAAGCUAURAGUGUCACCACUAUAACAAACAGAAAAACAGUCCCUUUAUCUGACAGAAAUAAGCCAACUGACCAAUCUACUUAUCGUUAGCUCUUCCCUAAAAAUGAACCCCCCUUCUUUAUUCUAAACUUUAAACCCAUUUAAAGAGACACACAGAGGACUGGUUAUCCUUGACUGGACCAGKUGUUUAGUGGCUGAAACACUGAGAACAUAUCCCAUAAUUCAACCAAACAUAGAUGUUCUGAUUGAAACUUCAAUAAUGGUAGRAAUCUUCACAUUCUUCUUUGAUAUGCACCAGCUGUGCCUCAUGUUUCACUUCUUUCACACAUUGGACUGAUUCAGAUAGACACUGUAAUAGGAAAAUCACACUGAACUGAAGUUGGACUCUUUAAAAUCCUUUGAUUCCGUACAAUCUUUGCAUUGUCCAGUUCUAAAGACACUGUGGUCUAAAACAUUCCUCUAAUCCACAAGUUUGACAUAACUUGUAUGAAUUUUCUUUGUUUUGCACUUUUUGUUGGUAGCAGGUACUUUUGAGAUUUCACUGAUGCUGCUUCAGUAACCAUCAGUUAACCAUCAUUCCCUCCAGUUUCCACAAAGGGUUUCCACUGCAUUUUUGUUUGGACUAGUUUUGGUUUGCAGUCAAAGGUUGAACCACUCAUCCUUUUUUGUUUUGGGCCAAUAUUGCCUUUUAGUUUUAUGUCACUGUUUAGCUUAUGGUAAUUAAUUUGCCUGUUAUUUAACUAUCAAAUAGUUUCUGAGUACCAUUGGAGGUGGUCCUGUGUAUCACCAUGGUACAAGUUUGAGAAACAUGGUAUUAAUGUGUACAUGUAGAUGUACUGUAAUGCUAACACAUUAGCACCUAAAUUAUGGACUGAAUUUGUAACAUUGUUGUGCAUCAAAAAAUGUCCCCUAGCUCAUGAAUAUAAAUGAAGUUCAGCAGAUUGUAGCAGUUAGUACUGUUCCCAGACUCUGGUUGAGRUUCAGUCCCGUCAGGUUUGGUGAGCAAAGUAUUUUUUUAAUGAAAUCACCUCAACAACAAAAUUCAAACUAAAGUUGAAGUAUGUCCAAAUAUAACUUCUACAACAAAAAAUGAGGAACUUCUGUUUGUUUUACUAUCAAGGUACAGCUCAUUUUAUCAUGAGUUCUUAGGGCCGUCUUCUGUAUAGUCCUGUUUCUUUAGGACUGUCUUCUGUAGUCCCAGAUUUUUUAGGACUGUCUUCUGUAGUUUCAGAGUUCUUUAGAACCGUCUUCUGUGGUCCCAGAUUUCUUAGGUCUGUCUUCUGUAGGUCUAGAGUUCCUUAGGACCGUUUUCUAUUGUCCCAUGUUUUUAGGACCAUCUUCUGUAGUCCCAGAGUUCCUUAGGACCAUUUUCUGCGGUCCUAUGUUUCUUUAGGACCAUCUUUUGUAGUCCCAGAUUUCUUGGGACUGUCUUCUGUAGUUUCAGAGUUCUUUAGGACUGUCUUACAUAGGUCCAGAGUUCCUUAGGACCGUUUCCUGUUGUCCCAUGUUUUUAGGACCAUCUUCUGUAGUUCCAGAGUCCCUUAGUACUGUCUUCUGUAAUCCCAGAGUCCCUUAGUACUGUCUUCUGUAGUCCCAGAGUCCCUUAGUACUGUCUUCUGUAGUCCCAGAGUUCCAUAGGACCAUUUCCUGUUGUCCCAUGUUUCUUUAGGACUGUCUUACGUAGGUCCAGAGUUCCUUAGGACCGUUUUCUGUGGUCCCAGAGUUUUUAGGACUGUCUUCUGUAGUCAGAGUUGUCAGCCACAGGAAAUAACACCAGAGUGAGCACUAAGCUAUAUUUAUGACCAUAGGCUUUAUUUUUGCAUGGUGGUUUUSAUCUUGAAGUUUCACCUUCGCAGUUAAUCUCACUGUCAGGUGGUCCAACCCAGGUCCUUGAGAGACCAGAACCAGUCCAGUCCAGUGGGAUCAAAUGGACUUACUGUAUACUUUGUGUCACAAUUACUAAACUUGUUAGAUGACUUUGUUCACGGCACACAAGUUUGACUUUUAUACAUUUUUCACUCACUGUCUUAACUGUUGCAUAUUUAUUUUUGUUUUAUAUAUUUAUUAGAGUUUCUAUAUUGUACUUUUGAAAAGAGCACAUAAUUCUUAUAGAAAAUGUAGUUUUAAUAUGAAAAGCAACUGUUUUCUUUUUUAUUUUUUGAAAGACCUUUUUAACUACCGCAUGAUCUGAAACCUGUUCAGAAUGUUUGCCUUGUUUUAGUGAAAAACUGGUUUGAUUUUUCCACUGCUGUGUGAUAAAGCAGGACCAUUAAAAAAGUUUUAUUUCCUCAUGUUUCUUUACACCCAUAUCAGGAAGUAAAUCCAGUCUAUGAAAACAUAUCAGCUGAUUCAAAGGUCAAAUUAUUGCUGUCACUGAAUGAGAUCAGCUGAUCUAAAACAAAUCUUCUAGUUGUACAUUUGAUGGAAGCUUACAUUUCUAAUCCACCUGGUUUCGAACAAUUGUUGAAAACGUCUCGAAUUGGCCAGAGUAUGCUUACUGUAUACCCUGAAGGUGAAGUCACGUUUAUUUCCUUCAGAGACCAAAUCACUUAAAACUUAUUUCAAAGAUAAAAUCCUCAAMUUCUGAAAACUAAGCACAUUUUGACUUUUAACACUGGGUCAGGGACGUCAUGCAGUGUUCAGAGGCUGUACUGGUGAAAACACGUGUCGGAUAGUAAAAAUGCACUCAUCUGCCUACGUGUAUUCGAAAUACCAGGAAAUACUUGCUGAUAUGGGUCUGAGAACUGGUUUUGUGCUUCAAGUGUGAUUUAGUCACAUUUAGUAGUUAGUACCUAGUCCAUAAGUCGGACCAGUGGUACUGGUUCUACAGCAAGAGCGAACUCAYAACUUCUGUUGUAAAACGAUUAUUUCUGACCAGAUUUCUACUUACUUUAAAUACACAUUCAGGUUGUUCUAGUUAGUUAUGUAGAGAGAAAUUAUCCUGUUUUGUUGGGAUCACUGUUCACUCCUACACAACUGUAGUUAUACGCACACCAACAGAUGCCACAUUAGUGCAUUUUGUCAUAAACACGMUGAAGCACUUGUGUAGAUGCUUAAAAAGAUCAUCUGUAUUUGUUGUGGUUGUUUUGUACUUUGAAGUUUCCAGGGUUGUAAUAGACACGUGCUACUUUUUGUAACAUGAUGGAUUUCUGUAAUAAAUCUGGUACCAGUGUGACAGACAWGUCUCACUGUGAGCCCAGAGUCCGGCUGAAUAAAGGAUGUUAUUUUCCAUG